GAAAAACAAACCCAUCAUCACCUUUCUAGAUCAUGGCGAAGGACACCAUAGUUCUAUACCCUACAUUGGGUAGGGGACACCUAAUUUCCAUGGUAGAACUAGGCAAGCUCAUUCUAACCCACCACCCUUCCCUUUCCAUCACAAUCCUCAUCCUCACUCCACCGCCAACCAUCGCCCCAACCUUUGCCUAUGACUCCAUCACCCAAUACAUCAGCACCAUCUCCACCACCACACCCUCCAUCACCUUCCACCACAUCUCCUCCACACCAUUGCCCACCUCCACCCUCUCUAUCCCCUCUCACCUUCUCCCCCUCCAACUCUCCCUCGACAACACCCAAAACGUUUCCCAAACCCUCCAUUCCCUCUCCAAAACCACCAACAUCAAAGCCAUUGUCAUGGAUUUCAUGAACUUCAACUCCCCACAAACACUUACCCAAAACCUCAACAUACCAACUUAUUUCUACUACACUUCUGGAGCCUCCACUCUCGCCAUCUUGCUUCAUUUCCCAACCAUUCACCAAAACGCCACAAAACCCUUGAAAGACCUUCCCAUGCAACUUCAAAUCCCUGGCUUGCCCACACUUUCCACCAAUGAUCUUCCAAAAGAAGCCAAAGAUCCUUCGGAUCAUAGUUACCAGGUUUUCCUUGAAAUAUCAAAAACCAUGAGGGGUAGUGUUGGGAUUAUCGUGAACACCUUCGAAGCCAUUGAAGAAGGACCUGUAAGAGCCUCAAGUGAAGAUGGAACCACCCCACCUUUGUUUUGUAUAGGACCCGUGAUUUCUUCUCCUUAUGGAGAGGAAGACAAAGGGUGUUUGAGUUGGCUUGACUCGCAACCGAGUCAAAGCGUUGUGUUGUUGAGUUUUGGAAGCAUGCGAGGGUUUUCGAAGACCCAGUUGAGGGAAAUAGCUAUUGGGUUGGAGAUGAGCGAGCAAAGAUUCCUGUGGGUUGUAAGGAGCGAGUUAGAUGGGGUUGACUCGGUUGAACCGAGUUUAGACGAGUUGUUGCCGAAAGGGUUUUUGGAGAGGACAAAGGAGAAGGGAAUGGUGGUGAGGAACUGGGCCCCACAAGCUGAGAUUCUGAGUCAUGACUCGGUGGGUGGGUUCGUGACUCACUGUGGGUGGAACUCGGUGUUGGAAGCGGUUUGUGAAGGAGUGCCAAUGGUGGCGUGGCCCCUCUACGCUGAGCAAAACAUGAAUAGGGUGAUUUUGGUGCAAGAAAUGAAAGUGGCUUUGGCGGUGAACGAGUCAAAGAAUGGGUUAGUGAGUGCGACUGAGUUGGGGGACCGAGUCAAGGAACUCAUGGAAUCGGACACGGGGAAAGAAAUUAGACACAGGAUUUUCAAAAUGAAAAUAAGUGCUGUUGAAGCAAGAUCUGAAGGUGGAUCUUCACGUGUUGCUUUGGAUACGUUGGUUCAGCUGUGGAAACAGAAUUAAGCCAAUUACUAUUUUUUCUUUCUGUCGUAAAUGUAAAUUAAAUUAUACUAAUGAAUAAAUUAC
Abrus precatorius (Indian licorice) is the source of this 1496-nucleotide messenger RNA. Its product is annotated as UDP-glycosyltransferase 2-like. The coding region runs from base 33 to 1433 and encodes 466 amino acids. Gene Ontology annotation, molecular function: UDP-glycosyltransferase activity. NCBI's taxonomy places the organism in Eukaryota, Viridiplantae, Streptophyta, Magnoliopsida, Fabales, Fabaceae. The record is from RefSeq and is a predicted model, not a curated record. The transcript has a single exon.